Corylus avellana is the source of this 3466-nucleotide messenger RNA. RefSeq names its product ion channel DMI1. The record is from RefSeq and is a predicted model, not a curated record. Gene Ontology annotation, biological process: monoatomic ion transport. NCBI's taxonomy places the organism in Eukaryota, Viridiplantae, Streptophyta, Magnoliopsida, Fagales, Betulaceae.
CUGUCUCACACUGAGAAUCUCAGAGCUCCGAGUGAACCUGUUCCACCAGAAGCUAGCAAACAACUCCUCUCUCUCUCUCUGUCUUUGAGAAUGACUGAAACCAAUGAAGAUUCGACUCCGAACCCGGAGCUGGAUCCGGAACCGAACCCGAACAAAUCAGAGAGGCGGCUGCUCAAGAAGUCCAAAACGAUCGCGGAGCACCCGGGGCACACGCCGCACUUUCCAGGCCCACUCUUCCCGGCCGUCCGCCGCAUCACUACGCUCCCCAACUCCCACGCCCCUCCACGGACGUCCGGCCUCCGCGUCUCCGUCCCCGGCGGAGAAGAUCCCUCCUGGCACCACCCCAAUAACGCCAACGACCGCGACUACAUCUACCCUCCCAUCCUCGGCGCCUAUCCCACUAGAGACAGAGCGGUCCCGGUCAAAGCCAAGCCUCGCAAGCCCGAGCCGUCGGAUUCGAGCCGCCGUGGCCGUUCGGUCGACGUGAAGUUGCCGGAUAGAACGAACCGUAUUACAGCUCCUGUGGGUAAAACUGAUAAAAACGAGAAUAAUAAUAGACAUUCGGAUUCUAAGAAGCCGCUGGUGGAGCCGAGACGUCAAGUUUCGCUGGCUUCGACGAGUUUGGUGAGUCCACUCGGUGUAGGGAGAUCUCGGGAAUUUAAGCUGUUGUUGAGCCUAUAUUUGCUCAGUUUCUCUUUUAUAUUAUCUGUAUCUUAUGCAGUUUAUCUGCAGAACAGAGUGGCAAAACUUCAGGAACAGAAUAGUAAUCUCUGUAGACUUUGCGGUCACAAAGAUGGUUGUAAUGGCAGCAUCAGGGAUUUACCAUUUGAAGAUAUUAAUCCAAUAUCUUAUUUUGGUAAAGCUGACAGUAGAACUGUUGCGUUGUAUACCGUGGUGGUCACACUUGUUAUGCCAUUUCUGCUGUACAAAUAUCUUGAUCAUCUUCCCCAAAUCAAAAGUCCUUCGAAGAGGACAAAGAUUAACAAGGAGGAGGUUCCCUUGAAGAAGAGAAUUGCAUACAUGGUGGAUGUCUGUUUCUCUGUAUACCCUUAUGCAAAGCUGCUUGCACUCCUCUUUGCCACUGGAUUUCUUAUAGGAUUUGGUGGAUUGGCAUUGUAUGCGGUCAGUGAGAGUGAGAGUAGUUUUGCUGAAGCUCUUUGGCUUUCCUGGACUUUCGUGGCUGACUCAGGGAAUCAUGCUGACAGGGUUGGCACUGGGCCAAGGAUUGUUUCUGUCUCUAUAACUUCAGGGGGCAUGCUGAUAUUUGCAAUGAUGCUGGGGCUAGUUUCUGAUGCUAUCUCAGAGAAGGUGGAUUCACUGCGGAAAGGGAAGAGUGAAGUCAUUGAAAGCAAUCACAUACUUAUUCUUGGAUGGAGUGACAAACUGGGUUCACUCUUGAAGCAGCUUGCAAUAGCAAACAAGAGCAUCGGUGGUGGAGUCAUUGUUGUACUUGCAGAACGAGACAAGGAGGAAAUGGAGAUGGAUAUAGCAAAGCUAGAAUUUGACUUGAUGGGGACAUCUAUUAUAUGCAGAAGUGGCAGUCCUCUUAUACUGGCCGACUUAAAGAAGGUCUCAGUUUCAAAGGCUCGUGCAAUCAUUGUGUUAGCUUCAGAUGAAAAUGCCGAUCAGAGUGAUGCACGUGCUUUGAGGGUUGUGCUCAGUCUCACUGGAGUGAAAGAGGGUUUGAGGGGUCAUGUUGUUGUGGAGAUGAGUGACCUUGACAAUGAGCCCCUGGUGAAGUUAGUUGGAGGGGAACUUAUUGAAACAGUAGUUGCUCAUGAUGUGAUUGGACGCUUGAUGAUACAAUGCGCUCUGCAACCUGGCCUUGCACAGAUAUGGGAGGAUAUAUUGGGGUUUGAGAAUGCUGAGUUUUAUAUCAAAAGGUGGCCUCAAUUGGAUGGUCUUUGUUUUGAAGAUGUGCUUAUAUCAUUUCCUGACGCCAUUCCCUGUGGAAUUAAGGUGGCUGCUGAUGGUGGAAAGAUAAUCUUAAAUCCUGAUGAUAAAUAUGUUUUGACAGAUGGGGAUGAAGUCCUUGUUAUAGCUGAAGAUGAUGACACAUAUGCUCCAGGCCCCAUUCCAGAGGUACGUUGUGGUCUUUUUCAAAAAGUUCCUGACCCUCCAAAAUUUCCCGAGAAGAUAUUGUUUUGUGGCUGGCGUCGAGACAUUGAUGAUAUGAUUAUGGUUCUAGAGGCAUUUCUGGCUCCAGGUUCAGAACUGUGGAUGUUUAAUGAGGUUCCAGAGAAAGAGAGAGAGAAGAAGCUUACCGAUGGUGGACUUGAAAUAUCUAGAUUAGAGAACAUAAAACUCGUCCACCGUGAGGGAAAUGCUGUCAUUCGACGGCAUUUAGAAAGUCUUCCUCUAGAGACUUUUGAUUCUAUACUAAUUCUUGCAGACGAAUCACUGGAAGACUCAAUUGUUCAUUCUGACUCAAGAUCUCUUGCCACCCUUCUCCUUAUCCGAGAUAUACAGUCAAAGCGUCUGCCAUUCAAAGAUACAAAGUCACCUUCUUUACGGUUAUCUGCGUUCUCUCAUAGCUCUUGGAUCAGUGAAAUAGAGCGAGCUUCAGACAGAUCAAUAAUAAUUAGUGAAAUCCUGGAUUCUAGGACUAGAAACCUGGUAUCAGUAUCCAGAAUCAGUGACUAUGUGCUAUCAAAUGAACUGAUCAGUAUGGCACUAGCAUCAGUGGCUGAAGACAAACAAAUAAACCGUGUUCUUGAGGAGCUGUUUGCAGAGGAGGGUAAUGAGAUGUGCAUCAAGCCUGCAGAAUUCUAUUUAUUUGACCAGGAGGAACUCUGCUUUUAUGAUAUAAUGAUUCGGGGUCGUCAAAGGCAGGAAAUUGUCAUUGGGUAUCGCGUUGCAAAUGCAGAGCGUGCCAUAAUUAACCCUUCACCGAAGUCCAAACGAAGAAAAUGGUCCCUUAAUGAUGUUUUCGUUGUCAUUUCAUCGGGUGAAUGAAAUGCAUAAAAGAGCAGCUGUUUCUACCAAUGCCUGUGCUAACCCACCUCGCCCCGGCCCUCUCAACCCCAAUAAUAUAAUAUCUUAACACUAAUGAUUGAGAAACUGUGAAUUCUUAGGGUUAAGAAAGCUGCUAGUUAUUUUCUGAAACGAAGGUGGUGAGGUCUUCAAAGAGAUUGAUUGAUUUCUAAUUCCCUAAGGGAAAGUUUUGCCUAGAACACAAGCUUCUUGUAACUUAAUUGGAUUGGAAGAUGCACAUUGGCUGUUGAGGACAGGGUGAAAGGUUUACAGUGACUCGCAAAUAUGUCGUAUAAUUGUACGAAAAAUUGUGUCAUAAAGUGAGUAGAUCUUUGAUGGAAUGGAUGGAACAACACCAUUUUUGCGUAUGAUCAAGUCAUUUUGACCUGGAGAAGGCAAUAGAAGAAUGUAACUGUUUAGUUGAAUCCUAACAGUGAUUUUGUAUGUUCGAUGUAAUAUAUUCAUUUUCAAAUGUAGUAAAUUACAAUGCGAU